AUGGAUAUCGUAUUAGAAAUUUGUGAUUAUUUCAUCUUUGACAGGCUAUAUGCUGCCGCUUUACCAAAAGGUGGUAAAGUUGACCAAUUUAUUCAAAAUUCACCUGUUAUCCAACAAGCUUCCUCCAAGAUAUCUCAAUUUCUUCCUGUAAGUUCAGCUAGUUACGAUACACUUGAUAAUGCUAUACUUGGAAACACUACUUCACCCAUUUACAAUGCAUUAAACUUCCAAUUCAAUGCUACUAGUGUCAAUGUUGCUAACUUACCAUCUUACUUGUGGACUAAAGUCAUGAAUUUACAGAAUAAAUCAGAAAUUUAUGGAUUAAAACCAACUUUUUUACCUGCUGGUGAUUAUUUCUCUAGUUCCAUAUUAUCCAGAUCAAAUCUUUUAAGAGAAUCAUUGAGUAUAUUGGUGGUGACGACAAUUUUUGGUUGGUUAUUAUACUUGAUUGUGGCUUAUUUCAGUUAUUUAUUUGUCUUUGAUAGAAGAAUCUUUAAUCAUCCAAGGUACUUGAAAAACCAAAUGUGGUUAGAAAUUGAACGUGCAAUGACUGCAAUUCCAAUCAUGGUUGCUUUAACAAACCCAUUUUUCCUUUUAGAAUUAAAAGGGUUUUCACGUCUUUAUUUUGAAAUUAAUGAAUGUACUGGUGGCUGGAAAUUUUUGUUGUUACAAAUCCCCAUGUUUAUUUUGUUUACUGAUUGUUUGAUUUAUUUCAUUCAUAGAUGGUUACAUUGGCCUUCAGUUUACAAGAGGUUGCAUAAACCGCAUCAUAAAUGGAUUGUUUGUACUCCAUUUGCUUCUCAUGCUUUCCAUCCUGUUGAUGGAUGGGCUCAAAGUUUACCAUACCAUAUUUACCCUUUGUUGUUCCCAUUACAUAAAGUAUUGUACUUGGGAUUGUUUACAUUUGUUAAUUUCUGGACAGUUAUGAUUCAUGAUGGUAAUUACAUGAGUAAUGAUCCUGUGGUUAACGGAACUGCAUGCCAUACUGUUCAUCAUUUGUACUUCAACUAUAACUAUGGACAAUUUACUACAUUGUGGGAUAGAAUCGGAAGAUCUUAUAGAAGGCCUGAUGACUCUUUCUUUAUCAAAGAUACUGAUGUUGAAAAGGAGAAGCAAGAGUGGAAGAAACAAGUGACUCAAAUGGAGGAAAUUAGAAAUGAAUUGGAGGGUAAAGUUGAUGAUAGAGAAUAUGUUGAGGUAUCGUAG
Lodderomyces orthopsilosis Co 90-125 is the source of this 1206-nucleotide messenger RNA. It is a transcript of the gene ERG3, whose product is annotated as C-5 sterol desaturase. Gene Ontology annotation, molecular function: iron ion binding; oxidoreductase activity. The coding region runs from base 1 to 1206 and encodes 401 amino acids. Lineage: Eukaryota; Fungi; Ascomycota; Pichiomycetes; Serinales; Debaryomycetaceae. The transcript has a single exon. The record is from RefSeq and is a predicted model, not a curated record. Gene Ontology annotation, biological process: lipid biosynthetic process.